UCGACAAUGAAAGUCUCGCUUGCUCUCUUGGCUGUACUCGUCUCUCAAAUGAUGCUUUCCUGCAUCGCAGUUCCAGUGAUUUCUCAAGAUCUGAUUGUUGAUCCGAAUAUUGGCGGUUCGUUUCCGGUGGGAAUCAGCCUGCUCUACGCGAAAUGGGAGAACACAAUGCUGGUCAACAUGCCUGUUACCUCGCGCAGCUACGCCGGAGUAGCCAACUUUAACUACGCAGGCGCUAGUGCAGACGGCAACAAGUUGACGAUCCCGUUUACAACUUCGCAUCCUAAAGAGCCCGUUUGCACGUUCACGCAAGAAGAAGGAGACCUAAUGCUUAGCAAGAUCAAAUCAGACAUCGACGAGGUGGUCAUCCAUCUGUUCGACGUCGGCGGUGCAGCGAAGAACUGGAAAGGUCUUUCCGUUCUGAACUUCAAUGUCGUCUGCAUCGGAACGGCUCCGUCUACUCAGACUUCACGUUGAAACAUUGACCGGCGGACGGAAAGUAAUUCGAAGACAGCAGUAAAAGCUAACGAUUGUGUCUAGAAAUUGGACAGCUAAUGUGUUCGCGGCAUUUAGAUUUAGGAUCUACUGAUAGAUUGAGCAAUACGCUGUUGGCAUGGUGUAGUGCGCGUUUGUCAAUGAGUGCUCUGUCUUUGUAGUUAAUCAGUGUAUGCGAUUGAAUUCUGAAUUGCAGAGGCUGUUCAACGUAUCAAAUAUACAAGAG
Molecule: messenger RNA, 718 nt
Organism: Corticium candelabrum
Lineage: Eukaryota; Metazoa; Porifera; Homoscleromorpha; Homosclerophorida; Plakinidae
Exons: 1
Coding region: 7-474 (155 amino acids)
Source: RefSeq, a predicted model, not a curated record